CCGAACACCUCGACCAUAUAAGGUGUUAAGGUUCGCCCUCACCUGUGCCUUCAGUUAACGUGUGCUAAUUCUAAAAUCCUUAAUCAAAAACUCAGAGUUCGGGAUUUAGUUCUAAUCUACGGAACUCGAUUGUAUAACGUUACAGCGACAAAUAUGCACUGCAAUAGGAAGCGUUUUUCGGGAAUAGCAAACCAAUGGACUUCACCCGAAAUCUAUUUGGUGGCGUCAAAGAAAUGUGCGGGGAAGAAUUAAAACGCCACCAAGAAUUAAAGGUUCUUGAACAACCGCGACUGAGUGGACUUUGCGAUGGAUUACCACCACUAGGAAGUUCAAGUUCGAAUGACGGUGAUAAGCCCACAAAACAGAAAAGGCAUCGCACGAGAUUUACGCCAGCACAACUUAAUGAAUUGGAAAGAUGUUUCUCAAAAACGCACUAUCCUGACAUAUUUAUGAGGGAGGAAAUUGCAAUGCGCAUAGGACUAACCGAAUCUAGAGUACAGGUUUGGUUUCAAAAUAGAAGAGCGAAAUGGAAAAAGCGGAAGAAGACCACAAAUGUGUUUCGAACACCAGGAGCACUCUUACCUUCCCACGGCCUUCCUCCCUUUGGCGCAAUGGGCGAUGGUAUUUGUGGAUCGGGCAUGUUUGGUUCAUCCGACUCACGGUGGGGUGUUGCCAGCAUGGCAACUGGAUUGGGCCAGCUCAGUCAAGGUGGAGUCUCCAUGGGAGGCUUUGGGCAAUCCUUAGGACAAUUAAACCAAAAUUCCGGGCUUAGUGCAGCAUUACCUAUAACAACAGCGACCGCCAGUACUGUUUACCAAGCACAUUACGGACUUAAUUCCCUCGGUGAUUCCAUGAUGAGUUACUGCAAUAACACCAGCGGAGGUAAUGGAAGUGGCGGGGGAGGGUCGUCUCCUCAAAAUCCCUGCUCGGCCGCUGCUACCCCACCGGGCGCGUCGGCGACAACACCCAACGAUCCAGAGGAUGACAUUUGGAGAGGGCAUAGUAUAGCAGCACUACGACGAAGAGCGUCCGAAAUUAAUGCAGCCAUACCUUCUUACUUACAAAUUAACUACGACACACACAAUAACGCAUCUGUAUAUUAAUUUAAAAAAUAAUUGGUUUCGUUCACUUAAUUAGUACAAAUGUUUAAACAGUUUCGUCUACCCUACCAAAAAUCAUACCACCUUAAACGUAGUAGGAAAAACUAGAACUAAGUUUCAGUAAUUUUUAACCUGUAGUUGUGGACAUCUUGUAUGUAUACGAUGUAAAAUAAUUUCUGUACAAAGAGGGAUCGUAAAAUAAGUGUUUUCUAGUGGAAGUACUUAAGAUAUUGUUGUGAAUUUAUGUUAACAACAAAGGAUAAACGGAAAUUUGUAUUUUUACGUAUUUAAAUCAUAAGUAACAGUAUACGCUUUUUUACAAAUAGAUUAUUAUAUUAUAGUAAAACAAAAAGUAUAAAUUUCUCGUUUUCCUUUUAAUUUCUUUGAACUCGCAUACAAAAAAAUAAAUUAUUUGUAUGUGUACGGUCUUGACUUUCGUAGUACCUUUCGUUUUCGUUAUUUGUAAAUACAAUUACAGUCGACAA
Photinus pyralis (common eastern firefly) is the source of this 1585-nucleotide messenger RNA. It is a transcript of the gene otp, whose product is annotated as homeobox protein orthopedia-like. Gene Ontology annotation, molecular function: DNA-binding transcription factor activity, RNA polymerase II-specific; DNA binding. Lineage: Eukaryota; Metazoa; Arthropoda; Insecta; Coleoptera; Lampyridae. The record is from RefSeq and is a predicted model, not a curated record. The transcript has 5 exons. Bases 195 to 1103 code for a protein of 302 amino acids. Gene Ontology annotation, biological process: regulation of DNA-templated transcription; neuron differentiation.